GCGACGCACGCAGGCAGGCCACAGCCAGCGACCGAUCCAGCCAAUGAACGACUAAACAAAACAGCUCUUGUCGUAUGCGACUGGCUGAUCGGCUGGCUGGCUACGGGGUUGGGUUCACUUGCUGGUGCCCUUUUUGCCCCCUCCGGCCUUUUUGUAGCCCUCCUGCCUUUGCCUCUUGCGCUCCUCCUCCCUGGCCUUCUUUUCCUUCUCCUUCUCCUCCUCCUCUAUCAAAAGGUUGGCCUGCUUGUCGGCGUGCUUCGCCUUGUCGUUGGCACCACUCUUGGUCUUGAUCACCUCAGCCACAUUCUCGCCUAUCGACUCGCGGCUGUCGCUCCCGCGCCGCCAUAGGGCCCCUAUCAGCUUGUUGUAGUAGGAGCUGCUGCUGCUGCUGCUGCUGGCGGCAGCCGAGUCCGCGGCAGUGUGGGAGUCGCCGCUCGUCGCGUUGUCCUUGGCUGAUGCCUUCUGGUGCUUGCUGCCCUUGCGCGGCCGGCUGUUUGGGGGGCUGGGGGAGGCGGACGGGGGAGAGCCGUCGGUGGCUGCUGCUGCUGCUGCUGCUGCUGCGAGGGACUCCUCUGCGGCUCGGUCGACAACGGUACUGGAGGAACUGCCCAGCUUGAAGAAACUGGGAACCUACAUGACCCCAGGCGACACGCGAAGGAAUUCGUGCAUAUGAUGCAUGGACGCUUUGUCCGUGUGGGAGUGGUGUGCUGUCUUACCCAUCUGCUAAAGCUAGACGACGACUGAUGCGGCAGCAAGGGCGACCUAUCAUGGCCAGUGGGCCCGUCCUGCCCCUGCGGCUCCUCCUCGUCCUCAUCACCAUCCCCCUCGCCCUCUUCUGCCUCCUCGACAUCUUCCCGCCUCUUGCUGUGUUUCUUGCCCUUCUUGCCCUUGUGCCGCCGCCUGGUCGACCUGCCGAAAGUGGCUGCCUCUGUGUCGGCAGGGGAGCCGGGGUGGUCCUCACCCUCAUUGGCCUCAUCGGCGUCUUCGUUGGGUGGGCGGACGGUGGCGGGCUCAGUUGGUUCAUCCUUCGGAGCUGGUGGCUCUUGGCCGAUGGUGGCGGCAGCGGGCGACGGCUCCUCCUCCGCUUGUGGCUUGUCUGCCGUCUUGUCGGUGACGACCGGCUCUUCCUUGUCUGUCUUGGGUGGGAGUGGUGGUGUCCCGCUGCUGUCCUUGUCCUUGUCUUUGCGCGGCUUGCGUCUGGCCGUCUUGGCCGCCUCACGCGACAGGUCCUCGCCCGUGGCCUGCGAUGCCCCUCCGUCUCUACUGCCGGUCGAGGGCGCCCCCUCCGCCCCCUCCUCGGCUGCACUGGCAGCAGCAGCCACCGACCCCUUCUUGGGCCCAUCGACCUCGCCGCUUCUGGAGGACUUGGGGCGGACGGCCCUCCACCCAUCCCUCUCGUCCUGCGUCGGGGGCGCCUUGGUGUCGAUCAGGGGAGGGGGCGGCAGAUCCACCACCGAAUCGACUUUGACAUUGUUGGGGGCGGGAGAGGGGGGCGAGGGGGCGCUCUUCUCCUUCCACUCAGAGGCCGGUCGCCCCGCAGAUGACGACGAUGCUGCUGGUGCCCGCGGGGGGCAUUGUCGCUGCUGCCUGGUGGGUGCCUGGUGGUUGGCCUUGGGCUUGGUGCCGCCGCUCCCUGGCGCCGAGGAGAAGGUCACUGGUCGCACAGAAAUCUUGUUGCUGCCGCUCUCGGCUGGCAGGGGUGGCAUGUCUGGGGUGGGCAGCAGCCCGGGGCCGCCAUUCAAGUUCCCAUGAUCGCGCCGCUGGCCCCCACUCACACCAUUGACCCCAUUGAGCAUGUGGUCGUGCUGGCCCUCCUCCGACCGAUGAUCGAUGGGGCGCCCACCGCCCCCACGACCGUUGCGCAUGCCCUUCCGGCUGUCACGUCGGUUGUCAGGGAGUGCCAGGCCCCGCCCGGCAGAACGACCGUUGGUCAUGCGAUGAUGGCCGCUGCCGCACGGGCCGGGAGGGGGUGGUGGGGGCGGCGGGGGAGGUGGGGGCGGGGGCGGGGGCGAUGCACAGGACGACGCAACAGCAGCAUCGGCAGGGCUGUAGCCGUUCUGCAUGGGCUCGUAGUGCCACCGGCUGUCGUCCUUGCCACCGUCAGCAGCCGACCCCCACUCCUUCUCGUAGACGUCACGGUCUACCGAGGCCGAGGGCGCCUCGCGGCCAGCCGGGGCCGGUCGAUGGUGCGUGCCGGUGACCCCGUUGGUGGUGCUCGCCGACUGACCGGAAUAUGCAUAGACGUUGACGGUCCGCUUCGGUGGCCGGGGGGCGGGGGGCGCGUCGAUGGCCGUGGGGCUGGCCUGCAGGGGGGUCGUGGCAGCAGGUGUCGUCGCCGCCACGGGGAUCUGCAUCUCGGCGCACCGCAGGGGGCCGUAGCUCUCGAGGAAGAAGUCGCGACACGCCUUGCGGUUGAAUCUCGCUGGCGAGUCCGUCUCCAUGCCGCAGCUCCGUGGGCAGUUGAAGUGGGCCUCCCCCUGCGGCCCCGAGUACUCGGUGCAGGUGCUCCAGCAGGUCACACACAUGACCAGGUCGCAGCAGGUGCCCCUGAUGAGGUAGCGGUGCCUGUGCUCGCUCGUGCACUUGGGGUUGCCGCAUCCCGCCUUGAGCGUGCCCUCGUCGGUCACCAACACCAGACCACACGGCGGAGGCCUCAGCGGCGGAGGGGGCGCCCCCACCACCAAAGGAGGCAGGCUGCCCGCAGCACUCGCAGGUGGGCGGAUGCCGUCUCGGCUGCCCCACACGGACGGCGAUGGUGGCUGUGGGUGUGCGGGUGGCUCGUCUGUGUCGCUCGGGGGGCUAACGGGCGGGGGCGAUGGGUGCGACAUCAACGGGGCGGCGGGGCUGACGGUGCGGCCGCCGCUGGGGCCUGGGAGGGGCGACAUGGGCGUCUGUGAGUCGAAGGCUGCCGUGAAGUAGGCGUACAGGUCGUUGUGCCUGCAGAUGGGGCACUCCGUCACGAACACACGCGUGUUCUGAAUCAAUCAAGAACAACAUACAAAGCGAUAAAGUUAGAGGGACGUGUGUGUGUGUGUGUGUUUCAGUCGGUAGCUGCUUCGCUGUGUGUGUGUGUCCUUACGUCCUGGAGGAGGGUCGUCCUGCGAUUGUAGGUGAGGUGGUCGUUCGCACAGGUGCUGCACACUAUCUGCACACAGCCAUCCAGCCAUCCACCCACCAGCAACACACCAUGUGUAAAGAGUAGAGUGUGUGGACGUGUGUCGGUCAUGAUGGUGUAGGUAGGUGAUUGCAAUGCAUACCUUCUUGCAGCACGGCAGUCUGAGCAGCUCCUCCCGACAUGUGCAGAUGGGGCACUGCAUGGUCUUCUGCCCCGUGCCGUUGCCGUCCGCACCCUCGGCCGUCGAGUGCGAGCACACGGGGCACUCCAGGUCAUCAACAGACUCCUGCACACAACACAAGAAGUGGGGCCCACACAUACACACCACACCCUCCCAUGUGUGUGUGAAUGUGUGUGUGUGCGUGUGUGUGGUAAGUUUGCUUGCUUCUUACGUGUUCUUCCCGCCCGAGUUUCUUCUUGCAGGUGACACACAACCGGUGGAAGCAGAUCAACAUGUCCUGUGGAACACACACCCCGAGGAGGGAGAUGACACACCGUUCGUUCGAUCAUUGAGGCGUGGGGUGGUCGGUUGUGUCCCCAGAUGACGUACCAGUGCUCGCAGCACGGUGGAGGCCCCACAGUCGCUACACUGUGCCUGGAACGCACUCAUCUCCUUGAACCGACGCGUCUGGGACCUGUCGGCAUGGCACCACACCACACCACAGACAGACAGACAGACAGGCAGCAAUACGUAUGCCGUGUGCACCGUGUGUGUGUGCGAUUGGAGACGUACGUGGCGUAGAGGAGGUCGUAGUGGCCUGGACGGAAUAGGAGGACGACAGGAGUGGUGCCGGGCAUCAUGACCGAUCCCUCGGGGUACUCGUACAGCGGACACAGAGCGUCGGUGUUGUCCUGACACACACAGAGAGAGGACAUGAGUGAGUAAGUCAAGCGAGAGAGGAGAGGGAGGGGUGCGUUGCUGUCGUGUGGUUUUGUUUUGUCACCAGCUGCACGAUGUGGAUGUUGACGUUGAGCGCUAUCGAGGCCACGGCAAACACCAAACCGCCCUCCGCCUCACGACCUGACACACCCACACACAAAUACAGAUACAGAUGCAGAUACACCAACACAACCUCAGCCCCUCAGCCACGAUGGAUGCAUCAGUCCCUCCCUCCCUCCCUCCCUCCUCCGCCUCUCACCCAUCUCCAUGAUCUCCAUCUCCACGUACUGCUCCACACUCUGGAAAAACUCCUCCUCAGCAGCCUGUCCCUGCUGUCCCUGCUGCUGCGUGGCGCCCGAGCUGCUGCUCUUGCCGCCACAUGCCUCCUGCAGUGUGGGUGAGUCGGCGGGGGACGACGCGUCGCCGGCGCUGGGGCUGGGGCUGGAGGUGGCGGGGAUGGGGUAGGUCGACACGUACUCGGAGAUGGUCAGCACACCGUCCUCAGAGGGCGUCACAGACUCGUCGGCGUGCUCCAACAUGUACUUGCGCACCAGCCGGCGGAGCAUCUUGACUGAAUGAAGCAAAGGAGAGAGAGGAGGGACAGGACAGGACAGGACAGGACAGGACAGGACAACUCACAUGACACGGCGCGAUUGUGCUUUACUAUGCUGUGGUGUAGGUAAGUGUGGUUACAAAGGUAGGUACCUAUGGCGAGGUCCAGGUCAGCGUCGGUCAUGAGUUGCCAGUAGAGCUCACUGCCCCUGAGGCACUGCAAACGGCCAUACUGCACCGCCAGGUCAUCCUCCGCCAGCACAUCGGCAGGAAUGUCAAAGUUGUACGCGGCCGUCUCGCGCAACUCCAGCAGGGCGAAACCCAACGCACGAUAGAAGCAGUUCCCUGCACCACACAACAAACACACCACACACCAAGCCAAGCCGCCGAAACGACACACCAGGUCCACGCCAUUGCAAUCAACGCCCCUGGCGACCCAUCCCUUUUUUCUUUCGUGGCCAUACGCACCAUCGCCCCGGACGCGUCUGAAGCUGUCAUAGGUCUCGCAGAGUUUGUCGAUCUUUUUCUGGUGGUUCUUGCUGGCAUUGAAGUCACGCUUGAGCACGUCCAGGGCCAAUGGGACCGACAGGGGAUACCGCCUGUCCCGCCAGUUGGUCCGCACCUGCUCCAUCAGACGCACAAGGCGGCCGAAAAGCCAAGAGGCCUCAAGACUACAUCAUCUGGCUCUCCUCAAGGCCAUGAGUGA
Messenger RNA from Vitrella brassicaformis, 5253 nucleotides. NCBI's taxonomy places the organism in Eukaryota, Vitrellaceae. The record is from the annotation of a GenBank genome assembly.